CGCUUGUGAUCAGCGCAGGCCGCGCUCGUUUUCCCCAGUCCUCUCCAGUCUCCACACAGUUUCCACUUCGGUCGAGGACACACCUCCUCCCCCUCCCCUUCGUCACACCCCAGCCCGGCAGGCAGCCAUGGGCAACCGUGCGUCGCGCUACAACCGCCCCGCCGCCGAGCAGCAGCCGGCCUCGUCGACCCCGCCCAAGCCCCAGACCCAGCCGCCGCCGACGCAGCAGCAGUACCAGCAGGCCCCGCCGCCGCAGCAGCCGCAGCCGAAGCCGGCGGCGGGGGCGGGGGCGAGGGCGGUGGGGCGCGUGCUGGGACGGCCCAUGGAGGACGUGCGCGCGACCUACACCUUCGGCCGCGAGCUCGGGCGGGGCCAGUUCGGGGUCACCUACCUCGUCACGCACCGGGAGACCGGGCAGCGCUUCGCCUGCAAGUCCAUCGCCACGCGGAAGCUCGUCCACCGAGACGACAUCGAGGACGUGCGCCGGGAGGUGCAGAUCAUGCACCACCUCACGGGGCACCGCAACAUCGUCGAGCUCCGGGGAGCCUACGAGGACAGGCACUCGGUCAACCUCGUCAUGGAGCUCUGCGAGGGCGGGGAGCUCUUCGACCGCAUCAUCGCCAAGGGCCACUACACCGAGCGCGCCGCCGCCGCGCUCUGCCGCGAGAUCGUCGCCGUCGUCCACAGCUGCCACUCCAUGGGCGUCUUCCACCGGGAUCUCAAGCCCGAGAACUUCCUGUUCCUCAAUAACAAGGAGGACUCCCCGCUCAAGGCCACGGACUUCGGCCUCUCCGUCUUCUUCAAGCACGGGGAGAUGUUUAAGGAUCUUGUGGGAAGUGCGUAUUAUGUUGCUCCUGAGGUACUGAAACGGCACUAUGGGGCAGAGGCUGACAUAUGGAGUGCUGGGGUUAUUCUUUACAUCCUUCUGUCUGGUGUUCCUCCUUUUUGGGCAGAGAAUGAGGAUGGUAUAUUUGAUGCCGUUUUGCGUGGUCACAUUGACUUCACUUCUGAUCCUUGGCCUUCAAUAUCUAAUGGUGCAAAGGAUUUGGUUAAGAAGAUGCUGCGACCAGACCCAAAAGAACGCCUGACUGCUGCUGAAAUUUUGAACCACCCAUGGAUUAGAGAGGAUGGAGAGGCCCCAGAUAAGCCACUUGACAUUACUGUCAUUGGUAGAAUGAAACAGUUCAGGGCAAUGAACAAGCUCAAGAAAGUUGCAUUGAAGGUUGUGGCUGAGAACUUAUCAGAUGAAGAGAUUAUGGGCCUAAAAGAAAUGUUCAGAUCCCUGGAUACAGAUAACAGUGGGACAAUUACUCUUGAAGAGCUAAGAUCUGGUUUACCAAAACUUGGUACAAAAAUUUCUGAAUCGGAAAUCAAACAGUUGAUGGAGGCGGCUGAUGUUGAUGGAAAUGGUACCAUUGAUUAUGGGGAGUUUAUAUCUGCCACAAUGCACUUGAAUAGAUUGGAGAAGGAAGACCACAUACUCAAAGCUUUUGAAUAUUUUGAUAAGGACCACAGCGGAUACAUAACAGUAGAUGAGUUGGAAGAAGCUCUGAAGAAGUAUGAUAUGGGAGAUGACAAAACAAUAAAAGAAAUCAUUGCUGAAGUAGAUUCAGAUCAUGAUGGAAGAAUUAAUUACCAAGAGUUUGUUGCCAUGAUGAGAAACAACAGCCCUGAGAUUGUUCCAAAUCGGAGGCGCAUGUUCUAACUAUCAUGUACAAUUUUCAUUGAAUAUUUUCAAGAACAAUCUGCCCGUAAACAUAAUCCUGGUCCCAUUUUCUUUUUGGAACAGCCGUUAAGAAGACUGUAAUGUGAGAUCCAUGUCUCUGCAGCCCGGACCAGUUUAUACCAAAAUAGGGUGGUGUUAUAGUGACCCGUACUUAGAUGCUUUGAGCAUCAUGGACUCAUGGGUGGCAAUGUUUAUUCCCAUUGUACUCCUUGGGGUUGUUCUGCUGCUUCGAUCUGAAGCUUUCCUCACCUUUCAUUUUAGUUUGUCCUCUCAAGAGUGUUGCCACUUGUGAAUUGUUAUCAUGUGUUGUGGUCCUCGUAAUGGUUUAUAUUAGCGCAGGCAUUGUAAAAUGGUAUUCAGCGACCAGAUCAGGUAAUGUCAUAUUGCUUCUGAAUAAAUAUUAGCAGUAACGUA
Sorghum bicolor (sorghum) is the source of this 2140-nucleotide messenger RNA. Its product is annotated as calcium-dependent protein kinase 1. Gene Ontology annotation, biological process: protein autophosphorylation; peptidyl-serine phosphorylation; intracellular signal transduction. Lineage: Eukaryota; Viridiplantae; Streptophyta; Magnoliopsida; Poales; Poaceae. The transcript has 8 exons. Gene Ontology annotation, cellular component: cytoplasm; nucleus. Gene Ontology annotation, molecular function: ATP binding; calcium ion binding; calcium/calmodulin-dependent protein kinase activity. The record is from RefSeq and is a predicted model, not a curated record. The coding region runs from base 128 to 1705 and encodes 525 amino acids.